AUGGACGGGUUCUUCUGGAAGAUCUGGCUGGCGGUUGGAGCUCUCACAAUCGGUGGGACCUCCUCACUUCCACGCAAACCGCUGACGUAUGACAAGGCCGUGGAGCUUGGCGUGGCUAUCUACAAUAGCAAAGCAGGAGAAGACUCCCUCUACCGUCUCCUGGAGGCUGUUCCUCAGCCUGAGUGGGAUACCAGGACUGAAAGCAAUCAAGAGCUGAACUUCACCAUGAAGGAGACGGUGUGUCCAGUGGAAGACGAACAUCCCUUGGAGGAAUGCGACUUCCAAGAAAAUGGGGUGGUCAGACAAUGCAGAAGCUACUACUUCUUCGAGGAGAGGCCCCCGGUGAUUGUACUCACCUGUGUAACUGUGGAUGGGCUGGGGGAGAAGAAGAGAGAAGAGGAGGAGAAGAAGGAAGAAGGGAAGGAAGCAGAGGAGAAGCAGGAGGAGAAGGAGGAGAAGCCCAGGAGGGUCAAGAGAUUCAAGAAAUUUUUCAAUAAGAUCAAGAAGGGAGUCAAGAAAAUCAUCAAGAAAACCACAGUGGUCCUUGGUGCCCAUUUCCGCUGGUAA
Molecule: messenger RNA, 567 nt
Organism: Thamnophis elegans (Western terrestrial garter snake)
Lineage: Eukaryota; Metazoa; Chordata; Lepidosauria; Squamata; Natricidae
Product: cathelicidin-related peptide Oh-Cath-like
Exons: 4
Coding region: 1-567 (188 amino acids)
Biological process (GO): defense response
Cellular component (GO): extracellular region
Source: RefSeq, a predicted model, not a curated record